AUGGCCCCGAGCGAUCGGCGGCCCCGCAGCGAGGCACAGUCUGCGGCUCAGGGGGCUGGGAAGACAACAUUAGCCCAUCAUAUAGCACAGACAUGGAAAUGCAUUCGUAUCGAAGCGGCAUUGAUUUUGGAAGAACAUAUUUCGGCUAAAACCCCAACAGGAGCUAUGUUGCAAGCGAUACUGCUCAGUGGCCAAAGUGUCCCAGAUGAACUGAUCAUAAAGCUCAUGUUGGAAAAGCUCAACACACCACAAGUCGCUCACUUUGGUUAUAUUAUCACUGAAAUGCCAUCAUUUUCACAGGAAGCCAUAAGUACAUUAGACCAAAUGGAAUUAAUCAAAAACUUAAACUUGAAACCUGAUAUUUUAAUCAAUAUUAAGUGCCCCAACUAUGAUUUAUGCCAAAGAAUUUCUGGGCAAAGACAACAUAGUACUACAGGGUACUUAUACCCAAGAGAUCAGUGGGAUCCUGAACUCAUUGGAAGUCGAAAGAAAAAGAAGAAAGAACCCCAAAAGGAGGGGAAAGGAGGAGAAGAAGAAGAAGAGGAAGAAGAGCAAGAGGAAGAAGAGGCAUUUAUUGCUGAAGUGCAGUUGAUGGCAGAAGUUCUCCAACAUCUAGUUCAGAGGCCUGAGGAUUUCUUGGAAAAUGUUGAAGGCAUUAUUCAACUUUAUAAGGACACAAUUCUUCAUCUUACCGAAGGAAUGAUGGCUGAGCACAAUUCCCAGUAUCUCAUUGAGCUGGAUGGAAAGAAGUCCUCAGAGGAGCUUUUCCUGACAGUGAUCGAGCGACUUCAGUAUCUGAACCUCAAAAGAGCAGCUGUGAUCACCAAACUGCAGAGUGCAGAGGAGGAGAUGAGUGAUGUAAUGGAAAACGAUGAGCUGUUCCGGAAUCUGGCAUCUUUUAAAUUAAUUGCACCAAGAUAUCGAUGGCAGAGGAGCAGAUGGGGCCGUGCGUGUCCUGUGGUUUUAAAAGAAGGCGACGUUUACCCAGGAUUACCAGAUUAUUCUGUGAGUUUCCUAGGUAAAAUAUACUGUCUUUCCUCGGAAGAAGCACUGAAAGCGUUUUCAGCGAAUCCUCGUCCCUAUCUGCUCCCACCUAUGCCAGCACCACCAUGCAAAGUAUUCAUAUUCGGACCUAAAUCGUCGGGGAAAACAACACUUAGCAAUUUGAUUGCAGAAAAGUAUAAAGGAAAGGUGGUUGACUAUGUCAAACUUGUUCAACCACGCUUUGAUCAAGCCCUUGAAACUUUAAUUGCGAAUACUAUAGCUGAAGCCACGGCACUUGCUAUUAGACUCGUGAAAGAAAAGCUUCUCAAAGAACUGCAAGAUAAAAAGAGAGAAUCACAAGCUUCAAGGGAAUUGGAAAGAAAUGAAAAGAUGUAUGAAGAACUCCAGAUGAGAGAAUUUAAAGGCCCAGAAGAAUUCCCUUCUUCCAUCGAAGAAGAUGACAACCCAGAUCCUCCAAGAGAAAGCUCUCUAGAGGAGGGUGAAGAGGCCAAAACGACAACAGACAAACCCUUGGAUGAUCAAAAGGACAAAAGUGAAAAAGACGCUGCAAUAGAAGACACAAUAGAAGAGGUGACUGCAGAGCAUCCAGAGGUUGUGGCCAUGAUUGAGGAGGCGGUCAAGAAGACAAAGGACAUGAACUUUGACCAGCCAUAUGAGAAGCAUGCUGAGAUCUUAGAGGCCAUCUUUGCACAGAUAUCAGAAGAAAACAAGAAUAGGUAUCCUGGUGCUCCCAGACGUGGAGGAUGGAUCGUGGAGAACUGCCCUGUGACCAAAAAGCUAUGGACAAGCUUAGCAGAUAAAGGAAUUUUACCGGAUUUAAUCAUCUGUUUAUCAGAUACAGUAAACAAUGGAAAAUACUUACUUUCAAGAUUAUAUUUAGAGAAUAAACCUGAAGUUGAUGCUAAGAUUUUAGAAAGAUUACGAGAAGAAUUGCAAAAGAAGAAGAGAGAGGAAGAAGCAGUCAGAAAAGCUGCAGAAGAAGCUUUGAAAAUUGAAGAAGAAAACCAAAGGAUGCUGGAAGCUAUGAAGGCAACAGCAAAAGAAGAAGCUGACCAAGAGGCUGAAGAAGAGAUUGACACUGAGGAGUCUGAAGUUCCUGAGGGGUCCGAGGCCCCUGAGGUGUCCGAAGACGCCAGGCAGUCGUUGCUAACUGAAGAGUCCGAGCUGUCUGAGCUCCCAGAAACAGAAUCUGAUCCAGCAGCUGAGCCCACUGAGAUUCCUUACGUUGAAACUGAAAUUCCAAAAGAGUCCAAAGAAGGCCUGGAAACUGAGAAGUUAUCUGAAACAGAGGUGAUGCUGCCUGAGUACCCCAAAGACUCUUAUCCUGAUGUUCCUGAAAUGGAGCCAUUUAAAGAGAGUCUGAAACAUUUCGCCGGCAUCUGGAAACAGCUGGAAACUACACUUGGUGAAUUAAUUCCUAUCCCGACUUUAAGCAUGGAGAUUGCUGGUAAAACUCCAGAGGAACUACUUCAGCAAGUGAUUGAGAUGCUGGAAAAACCCUUUAAAUACAUUGGUUGGGAGUUAACCGUGGAUGAUUAUGAUGAAGAAGCAGAAGACUAUCAGGCUGAAAUAGAAGCCGAUGAAGAUUUUGAAGAAGAGGAGGAGGAGGAAGAAGAGAAUGAAGACCGAAUUAAAGAAAGGAGGAGACAGCUAGGAGAUUCCAAGCACUACUGUCCAGUGGUUCUCAAGGAAAACUUCAUCCUACAACCAGGCAAUGUAGACGAAGCUGUAAAAUAUCGAGAAAAGAUCUACUACUUUUCCAGUCCUGAAACUAAAGAGAAGUUUUUGGAACACCCUGAGGAGUAUAUAGCCCACAAAGAACCACUAAAGGCUCCUCCACUACGGCUGUGUCUUCUCGGCCCCCACGGCUCUGGCAAAACUGUCUGUGGAAGUUCUUUGGCAAAAAAGUUAGGCAUUUUUCAUAUUCAGUUUGAAGAAUUUCUUCAGGAAAAAUUAAUGCUCAAAACGGAAAAGAAAGUUGGGCCUGAAUUUGAGGAGGACUCUGAGGAUGAACAAAUGAUAAAGCAAGAGAUUGAAGAGCUCGCCAUUCAGGCCAACAUUGUGCUGGAGGAAGAAAAGACCAAGAAGCCGCCUCCAGAAGUACAUCUUACAGAAGAAGAAGACGCAAUCAAAUCAAAUCUAAUAGAAAAUGAGCCACUGCCUCCAGAAAUUCUCGAAGGGAUUCUCUCUGAGUGGUGGUUUAAGGAACCAAUAUGUUCCACAGGUUUUAUUCUCGAUGGCUUCCCACGGUACCUGGAGGAGGCCCAGUUUCUGGGAGAGCGUGGCUUUUUCCCCGAUGCUGCUGUUUUCUUACAAGUUGAUGAUCAAGAUGUCACUGAUCGUCUUCUUCCUACUCACCUGGAGAAGUGGAAACAGAAACAAAAGAAGAAACUGGACAGGAAAAAACUCAUCAAAGAUAUGAAGACAAAAAUACGGGAUGAUAUGAUUACUAAACGAAGGGCUGAACUUUUAUCAGAAAGAGAGAGAAAAAGGAGAGGGGAGGCUUCUGCUAAAGAAGAUGAAGAUAUGAGUGAGGACGAGCUGGAUGACGAGGAAGAUAGUAUUGAAAACAUCCUCGAUGAAGAGUUUCCAAAAGAUGAGGAAGAGAUGAGUGAGGAAGAUGAAGAACAGGAAAGUGAGGCCGUUGAACGCCUGAAAAGUGAGCUGGGAGAUAAAUUUGAAACAGACCUGAGUAAUCUACAAGUAAUACAGGAGGAAUUUGACAAGUUUUUAAUACCAAUAAUCAACAUUAACGGAGCUCGGAAAACCCACAUUGUACAAUAUAUAUUGGAUAGCAAAGUGAAGCCAAUGGUGGAAAAUCGUGCGAGCAUCUUUGAGAAAUGUUUUUCAAUAGCGCCACAACUUGCCCAGAAAAUGCUUAACUAUACCUACAGAUAUACAAGCUCAUUUGGAUAUUGGGAUCCAGUAAAGCUAAGUGAAGGAGAGACUCUCAAGCCAAUUGUAAGUCCAGAGAAUCCUAUUUAUCCUGUAAUCCAUCGUCAGUAUAUUUAUUUUUUAUCUAGUAAGGAAACUAAGGAAAAAUUUAUGAAGAACCCAAUCAAAUAUAUCCGACAGCCCAAACCUAAGCCUACUCUGCCACUGAGGAUUGUGAUCGUGGGGCCUCCAAAGUCUGGGAAAACCACAGUUGCCAAAAAAAUCCAAAGUGAAUAUUGCUUAAGGCGUUUAUCAAUAGGAGAUGUGUUGCGUUUUGUAAUAAACAACCAAUCAAGAACAGAGCUGGCACUUAUGUUAAAUUGGCAUCUUUAUCAAGGACUGACAGCACCUGAUGAACUGGCUACUCAAGCCUUAGAAAUUUUUUUAAUGGACAGCAUAUGCAAUACUGCAGGUGUUGUCAUUGAUGGAUACCCUGUAACUAAAAAGCAAGUGAAUGCCUUGGAAGCCAGGACAGUCAUCCCCAUGAUCAUCUUUGAGUUAGAUGUGCCCUCCAGGGAGAUUUUUAAAAGACUGAUCCUGGAUAAAAAAGAGCAACAGAGUUUUCCAUAUCCACUGCACAAUAGUGCACAGAUUACAGCUGUCAAUAACUCAAAGUACCGUAAAGUUAUUGAUGAGAUUAGACAUUACUAUCAAGAACAACACCAAAACUGGUACGUGAUUGAUGGACUUCACAGCAAAUGGUGGGUAUGGAAUGAAGUCAUUAAGAAGAUCCAAAUGGUGAAUUCAUAUAUCCAGACAUACCUAGAAAGAAUCAAAUUAGGUAGCUCAGCCAACACUCGUCAACAGUCCAAGCUGCUGCAGGAACCUCUCCCCAACAUCCGCAACACCAAAAAAUUCCUGGAGAACCCAGAGCUGUAUGUGCCUCCAUUAGCUCCCCAUCCACUCCCAUCUGCCUCCAUGAUCCCCAAAAGGCUGACACUGUCCGAGCUGAAGAGUCGCUUCCCUAAGUGCGCGGAACUGCAAGGCUACUGCCCAGUGACCUACCAGGAUGGCAAACAAAGAUACGAAGCCCUAAUACCGGGCAAUCUUGACUAUGCAUUAGAAUAUUGUGAUCGCAUAUAUAUUUGUGAGACUGAAGAAAAACUCCAAAAAUUUUUCAGGUCACCACUGAAAUAUUGGGACCAGAAACUUCCAAACAAACUUCCCCCAUUAAAGGAGCCGAUCUUCCUUACCAGUCUUCCUUUACCUGGAUACCUGGAACAGGGUGUUGCCAAUUCUCUCAUUAAAGCCAUGAAUGCAGUAGGAUGUCUAAAGCCCAAAUUCCCCUUCUUGAGCAUAAGAAGAUCUGCACUGCUGUUUAUAGCACUUCAUCUGAAAGCAUUUAAUCCGAAAAGUUCUGGAUACACCCGAAACAAAUAUAAGAAGAAGAUGGACCAGUUUGUGGAGCGAUGUGAGCUCAUCACAUACCUGGGUGCCAAGAUGACCAGAAACUACAAGGAGCCCCAAUACAGAGCCAUUGACUUUGACCAUAAGUUACAGGCCUUUCUCGCGCUCAGAAACAUAGACCCGGUGAAUGGAUAGUUUUCCGGGGGCACUUGGGUCUGAGCCUCAACAGUUACCCAAAGGAAGAGCUGCAACACACUUUGGGGUGACUUCUCACCGCAGAGUUCUGCAGCCGGGAAGGAAUGUUCUUCUGUGAGCAGAGAUUUCUACCUAGCGUGUUCCUGGUUCCCUAGAUGUUGAUGCUUUUUUAAAAAAGGAAAUAGUUGUUAUAUUGAGAAUCUCAUUUAAAAGAUGUAUGCAAUUUUAUAUAGCAAAUUUGUUCAUUUUCCUCUUUAAUGUUUUCAGUAGGGAAAUCAGUCUGUUAAAGAAAACUUCUCGUUAAGUGCUAGAAAGUUCCAAGAAACAAAAUAAGCAUUGAAAUAAAUAAAACAAAUGCUGGUUGUACUUUGGACAAAAAUACCUGUUUGUAAGCUUUGUGAAAUAAGAACUUUCUCACUUCUCUCAGGUGACUGUAAUAAACAGAUGUUGCAACA
Molecule: messenger RNA, 5936 nt
Organism: Echinops telfairi (small Madagascar hedgehog)
Lineage: Eukaryota; Metazoa; Chordata; Mammalia; Afrosoricida; Tenrecidae
Gene: AK9
Product: adenylate kinase 9
Exons: 39
Coding region: 1-5481 (1826 amino acids)
Biological process (GO): AMP phosphorylation
Cellular component (GO): cytoplasm
Molecular function (GO): AMP kinase activity; nucleoside diphosphate kinase activity; ATP binding
Source: RefSeq, a predicted model, not a curated record